AUGUUAGGAAUAAGAUCGUCUGUCAAAUCCUGCUUCAAGCCAAUGUCUUUGACUUCUAAAAGAUUGAUCUCUCAAUCUUUGGUGGCUAACAAAUCUACAUAUAGAACGCCCAACUUUGAUGACGUUCUGAAAGAGAACAACGACCCUGAUAAGGGCCGUUCUUACGCUUAUUUCAUGGUCGGUGCUAUGGGUCUCUUGUCUUCUGCUGGUGCCAAGUCGACUGUUGAAACAUUUAUUUCAUCCAUGACUGCCACAGCCGAUGUUCUAGCUAUGGCCAAAGUUGAAGUCAACUUGGCCGCCAUUCCAUUAGGUAAAAAUGUCGUCGUCAAAUGGCAAGGUAAGCCCGUGUUCAUUAGACACAGAACUCCUCAUGAAAUCCAAGAGGCUAACAGUGUGGAAAUGUCCGCUUUGAAGGACCCACAGACUGAUGCUGACAGAGUCAAAGACCCUCAAUGGUUGAUCAUGCUGGGUAUCUGUACUCAUUUGGGUUGUGUUCCAAUUGGUGAAGCUGGUGAUUUCGGUGGUUGGUUCUGUCCUUGUCACGGUUCACAUUAUGAUAUUUCUGGUAGAAUCAGAAAGGGUCCUGCUCCUUUGAAUCUGGAAAUUCCUUCCUACGAAUUUGAAGGUGAAAAGGUAAUUGUUGGUUAA
Messenger RNA from Saccharomyces eubayanus, 648 nucleotides. It is a transcript of the gene RIP1, whose product is annotated as ubiquinol--cytochrome-c reductase catalytic subunit RIP1. Gene Ontology annotation, molecular function: 2 iron, 2 sulfur cluster binding; quinol-cytochrome-c reductase activity. Gene Ontology annotation, cellular component: membrane. The record is from RefSeq and is a predicted model, not a curated record. The transcript has a single exon. Lineage: Eukaryota; Fungi; Ascomycota; Saccharomycetes; Saccharomycetales; Saccharomycetaceae. Bases 1 to 648 code for a protein of 215 amino acids. Gene Ontology annotation, biological process: mitochondrial electron transport, ubiquinol to cytochrome c.